UUUCCAACAGUCAAGUUAGAUUCUCCAAAAAUUCUAUCAAGUCUACUAUAAUAGAAAAAAGAAAAUGUAUUUCUUUAAAUCAUUUUUGUUAGUAGCGUUUCUUGUCAUUUCUAUCUCAUGGACAAGCGCACAACUAUCAGAAUACAAGAAGUUAACGAACGAUGAUUUUGGAAAAUUAUGUGAGAAAAAUAAUGUGGAUUUAAAAAAAUUAUACAAAGAAAGUAAAGUGGAAGAUUUAUUUUCUAAAAAUAUCGUUGCAAUUGAAAAUCCUGAAAAAAUUCAACACUGUCUGGGCAAUUCUCUUCAUGAAUUGCUUCAAAAUAAUAUGCAAGCAGCAAAAAAAUGCGUUCAAGGAAGUAUUAAAUUAGACGAUAAUAGUAUUAAACAACUUGUCGACGAAAGUGAAGAAAGAUUGUGUGCCCUCUUUAGACUCGCUUCCUAUGAGCUGUACCUUAAUGAUGUUAACAAAAAUUUAGAACUUGAUUCUAAUGCUUCAAAUAUUCAAGAAUGCAGUAACAUAAUGGACAAAAGACCAAUGGAAAACUUUAGGGAGUUUGAUAAUUUAGGAUUAUCCUAUUCCCCAGAAGGAGUCAAACUUUACGAAAAUAUUUUCAACUGUGUAUCACUUGGUAUCAAAAAAAGCAAUGAUAAAGAUCAAAAUGCCAAACGUGAAAGUCUAAUGAAAGAAUACAUUGCUACCCUAAAAGUAUCAACCUUGUAAAAUUCUCAAUUAUUAAAAAAUACGUGGAAAAAAAAUAAAUCAAAUAAAAAAUACAUGAUUUUGCAAAUAUUUUGAAAAUAAAUAAUUUUACGAAAGAAAAAGAAAUAAAAUUCUGACAAAAUCUCUAUUUUUAAUGUUUUUCUAUCAAUAAAAAAAAAUUGUAUACUCUGUCGAUAAAAAAUAUUUUUUAUAUUAGAAAAAUUACCAUUAAAAUUAUCUAAAAAAUCGAUCGACUUAGUUUAGACUCGACUAAACAAAAAUGUGAAUAUAAAAAAAGGAAAUUUGCGUAAAUUAAAAUCUCCGUCAAAUAAAUGGGGAAAAAAUAAAUACAAGAGAGCGAUUAAAAUUAAAAUUUUUAUAAUUCGAAUAGAACUGUUUAAUUUCGCAUCUGUUAAAAAUUACUGUAAAAUUUCUGUUUUUAUAUUAUUUUCUAAGACACUGAAUAAAAAUUGUUCUA
Leptopilina heterotoma is the source of this 1178-nucleotide messenger RNA. RefSeq lists its product as uncharacterized. The record is from RefSeq and is a predicted model, not a curated record. The coding region runs from base 65 to 721 and encodes 218 amino acids. Lineage: Eukaryota; Metazoa; Arthropoda; Insecta; Hymenoptera; Figitidae. The transcript has 4 exons.